GGGAGGGGGAAUUGAAGAUGGAGGUCCAGGAGCGGGAAGCACUCACAGAAAAGUCAAAUGCUCUCCGAAUAGAACUGAAGAUAUGGGAAAAGGAAUUUGCGUCUGUCAACGAGGGCAAGAAAGCUUCACGAGAUGACAUUAAAAAGAAUCCCGAAAUUGCAGGGAAAUACAAAGAAUAUAAUAAGAUACGAGACCGACUCUCCGGAAAAGGACCGCCGACAUCCCCAGCCAGCAAGGGACAAACGCCUCGAAAGCGGAAACGUGAGGACAAGGACAAAUAUGGCGUUUCUAAACGACCACAGGUUGCGAAGACGCCUUCCAAAGGCUCAAUGCAGCCGUGGGAAGUGGAUCCAUAUGAGUCUCCUUCCUUAAUUCGAAAUCUGUUCACGCCCUCGAAGAAGAUUCUUGGACCAACCCCGCAGAAAGAUGGGCAGGUUUUGGGGUUAUUUGACCUUCUGGAGCAAAAUGGGACUGGAAACUCGCCUUCAAACGUGGAGAACGACGGAAAGGUCCCGAAACCCUCUGUUCUAGCUACCCCUGGCAAGCCCAAGACAGACCAAUUCGUCACAGUAAAGCAUAGUCGUACACCGGCUUCAGCUUCAAAACGGUUCUUGCUGGAUGCCUUUGCUACUCCACUGAAGAAUCGGGACCCAAGUUCCCAAGGAGGAAACACUCCGUCUUCAGUCUCGAAACUCCAUUUCUCCACGCCCUCCUUUCUUCGCCGAGAUAGCCAUAGGACCAAACUGCCCGUGCUUAACGAGAAUGAAGAGAAUCUCUUCCUUUCCCCGGAGAUGGUCAGAGUGCCAAGGAAACCACUGGUGAGAGGUUUAAGCAGUAUGCUUGCCGGCCUGCGGAAGAUGGAAGAUGAGGCAGCAGAUGAAGACCUAGAAGCUCUCCGCGAAAUGGAGAUGGAGAUGGAGGGUGGGGGCAAGCCAGCACCGAAACCAAAACCAAUAACAGUGCCUUCUAUUGUUCUAGUAGAAGACAGCCAGCCAGGCUUCCCACUCGGAGGGUUCGACGACGAAGCCCAAUUUGAUAGCGAGCCAGAAGAGCCGAAGAAUCUGACCCUAGGACGCGAGGGACAGCCCUUGAAAGCGUACAAGAAGAAAGGCCAGAAGCGGACAACGAGGAAAGUCAACAUGAAGCCCACACGAUCGAAACCUCAGACUAUGCCAGAAGCAGUACCUGAGGAUAGUGAUGACGAGCUGGCUGGAAAUGGUGAAGCUGUCCCUGAGACACAAGUCGACGAGACUACCGGAUUUGUUGACGCAAGAAAUUUCGAUUCAGACUCGCAGUCUGAGUACACAGCAUCAGAAGGAGGGACUCGAUAUAGAAGACCGAAUCAAGCCAAGAAAAGCAAGAGCGCCAAUAAGGAUGGGAAGAUUAAGACUGCGGCGAGGAAAGUUAAUGCAAUGGCACACCAAAAUUUCAAGAGAUUGAAAUUGCGGAAUUCCGGGGCGAAAGGGGGGCCGGGUCACAAUAGUCGGUUUAGAAGAAAGAGGUAA
This is a messenger RNA of Hyaloscypha bicolor E, 1505 nucleotides long. RefSeq lists its product as uncharacterized. The coding region runs from base 18 to 1505 and encodes 495 amino acids. Gene Ontology annotation, biological process: mitotic DNA replication preinitiation complex assembly; DNA replication initiation; DNA replication. NCBI's taxonomy places the organism in Eukaryota, Fungi, Ascomycota, Leotiomycetes, Helotiales, Hyaloscyphaceae. The transcript has 2 exons. The record is from RefSeq and is a predicted model, not a curated record. Gene Ontology annotation, molecular function: DNA replication origin binding; single-stranded DNA binding. Gene Ontology annotation, cellular component: DNA replication preinitiation complex.